Messenger RNA from Coregonus sp. 'balchen', 16250 nucleotides. NCBI's taxonomy places the organism in Eukaryota, Metazoa, Chordata, Actinopteri, Salmoniformes, Salmonidae. The record is from the annotation of a GenBank genome assembly.
UGUGUUGUGAAGUGAGAUACUGACAUUUCCUAUGAAGGAGGGAGAAUGUCUCUCAAGCUACCUCGGAACUGGGACUUCAGCACCCUCAAAGCUGAAACCGCCAGAAUAGGUAAGUUACUGGUUGUUAAACUGAACAUAAAGCUAUUCUUAGAAGUCAUUGCAUUUGUGUAAGUAGGUUUGUUCUAUGAUCAGUUGCAUUGUACACUAGUGUAUAGUAUGUGUGUGUAACAGGCCUCUAGGUAAAGAGACUGGACCUGUGGGUGUGACAUGAGGUUGACUGUGGCUCUGUUUUUCUUAUACUUGGUUAUAUUAGCAGUGUUUGUGGUCCAGGGCAUUGGCUUCCAGUAGGAUCAUACACCUGAUCACAAAUGGGGUGGUGCACCUAUAACGCAGUUGUCAUCAACAUGAGUCAGUGAAAACAGUGUGGAUGCUUCUAUUUGCAAUGAACAGUUUUAUGUAGUAGGCUUUACUGGAUGCACAUCAGCAUUGCUGGGAAGCAGUGGUUUAGCGCAGAUUUGCAAGCCACCCCCCCCCCCCCCCCCCAUAUAAUAAAUUGCCAAUACUUUAUUCAGUAAAUUAAGACAUUAUGAAGUGGGUAUAAACAGUAUCCUGAAUAGUGUAAUAACUUGAACCAAUAAUGUAAUAACAACCCAUAAAAAAAUAAAACAACUAAAUUCACUGUCUUUUUUUUCAUGCAUAUCAACUGUCAUGCUUCAGUAAUCGCCUGACUACACACCAAACCAAUUUAUGAAUCCUUAUUUGAUGUUACUAAGGGACUAUAACUGGACAGUUAAUUAAGUGGACUAAUGUUGGAGGGGCUAUACUCAUCUUUCCCAGCAGACAUAAACGAGGAGACCGUGGCAUUUGAAUUCCGACACACAUAGAUAUUACAGAUAAUACAGUCCCAACAUGUUGUCAUAUCUACAGAACAUAUGUCAAAUGGAGCCAUGAAGUACUGUUUGACCUGCCAAAGAAAAGGUGUAACACUUCCAUAUGUGAGGCUCAUAAGAGGACUGUAAAGGCAGAUAAAUCAAAGUAGUGGAAAAAAACACAGGUUUUGGCCUUGGACCGAUAGAUGCGGUAAAUGAGUCAAUGGCAGAUGGUCCAUUGACCAGAUUGGCGCACGUUCAACAAAUAAGUAGAUAUUUGUCAAAUCCGUCAUGAUUUGUGUUUUGUAACAGGCCCACAAUGUGGUUACUUAAGUCUGAUUUUGAUAUAUUUGGCUGUUUUCGCUUCAUAACAUGUAGUCCCUUUUCAGGUUUAGAAGAAGUGACUGCCUAAUGCUAACUCCCAUUCGUAUAAACUGGUUAGCAUAGCUAGCAUACAGAAAUUGGUGGUGGUAGUCAGUCAUUUUGAACUGUAAUGCAGUUGAUUGGUAACGAUGACAGAAACAUGUGUUGGGGUUGACAUCCAUAUAAGCAUUAUACUGCGAUCUUUACCUCAACAAUAUUUCCCCCAAGGCCCUUUCCCCAAUGCGUUUCCAUGGCAAAUCCAUUGUUUAGGUCGAGUUCGAUUGACCUCUUUACCACAUCUACGGGUUAAGUGUGAGUGAGUGAGUGAGUGAAUCAGUGAGUCUGUCUGUCUGACAUGAGUCUGGUUCGAUCUCCACUCUGUAAGGCAAAGUAGCCUGGUCAAUCCUGGGAUAAGGAGGAGUGAAACUCUUCUUGAAUAUUUUUGUGAUCAUUAGAAUUUGGCUACACAUGACUGCAAGGUGUGUCUUCAAAUUGAGGAGUGUUGUUAUUUUUUCUCUCUGAUGACACUGGAUGUUUGAAAGGAAGUGCAAGUCUGUUGUGGCAAUGGAUGCAAAUGAAAGUGUUGAAGUCUGUGACACUUAAUAUGCAUGCCUUUAAAGAAAAAUAGUGAUUCUAGGUUAUUAUUACACUAUUGGUUUAAGUUAUUACACUGUUGAUUAACCUUUUUAGUUUUAUCCACUUUAUAAAUGUAAUAUUCAUUUAACAUUUUCUUCACUACUGUGGUGGGGGGGGGGGGGGGGGGGGGGACUGUCCUAGCUUCAGGGGGAAGCUGGUUACACCAUUGGGGUGCCAGGACAGAGAAGAGCUUGUACUGGGCUGAGCUGGCCAAGAGACCAGAGGUGGCAGAACGGAGUGCUUGGGUUGGGGUGUAGGGUUUGAGCAUAGGCUGAAGGUAGGGGGGGGCAGUUCCUCUUGCUGCUCCAUAGGCAAGUACCAUGGUCUUGUAAUGAAUGCGAGCUUCGACUGGAAGCCAGUGGAGUGUGCGGAGGAGCGGGUUGACAUGGGAGAACUUGGGAAGGUUGAACACCAGGCGGUCUGCAGCAUUCUGGAUAAAUUACAGGGGUUUGAUGGCACAAGCGGGGAGCCCAGCCAACAGCAAAUUGAGGGAGUCCUGACGGGAGAUGACAAGUGCCUGGAUUAGGACCUGCGCCGCUUCCUGUGUGAGGUACAGUCGUACUCUACCGAUGUUGUAGAGCAUGAACCUGCAGGAGCAAGUCACUGCUUUGAUGUUUGCAGAGAACAACACAGGUUGAUGUCCAGGGUCACGCCAAGGUUCUUUGCGCUCUGGGAGCGGGACACCGUGGAGUUGUCAACUGUCUUGGAGAGGGCUUCCCCUCUUACAUUAUGCGCCAAAACGUUAUUACGUUAUGCAUUCUGCAUAUUUAUUACAUUAUUGGCAAUUUAUUACAUUGUCAGCAUUUAUUACAUUAUAAAUGCUAAAGUUAUUACAUUAUUAGCAGAUAACUUCCUGCAAUUCUACAUAUUUUGCCAUGGGCCAAAGAGAAAAAUGUGUAGUUUUAUAGCUAAUCACAUGCUAUUCUACACAUUUUGCCAUGAGGCUGAAAGAAAAUGUUGCUGUUACACAUUUUGCCAUGGGGCAGAGAGAAAUGUGUAGUUUUAUAGCUAAUUUCAUGCUAUUCUACACAUUUUACCAUGAGGCUGAGAGAAACUUUUGAAUUUUUUAAGCUAAUCUCCUCAGAGCUGUGGGGGUUUCUGCUACGCCAGUGGCAGUAAGACGUUUUUGAUUUCCUCUGUGCUCUUUGGUGCUUUCAGCAGGAAGCUGAUGAAAUGCCAGAACAGUAGCUGUGAGUAGGGUUGCAAAGGAAGGGUAUAUUACCGGUAACUUCGGAAGUUUACCAAUAUACUACCAGAAUUUUGGAAACUUUCAAGGAUUUUAUGGAAUUUUCAUAACAUGUAAAAUGUAUAAAAUAACAAAAUAAUUGAUUUUAAUAUAAAAAAGGGAAUGAUAAAGCUGUAAAACAUUAUCCUAAAUAGAACCCAUCAACUUAAUGAAUACCUUUGGUUUUUCUGUUGGGUUUCAGCAUGAAAUAUCCUUUAUAUUUUGAUAGCCUUUUCUUUAUUUUACUAAUAUGUCUUUGUGGUGGCAGUUGUGAAAAAAGUCAGUAGUUGGAAGAGCUGCAGAGUUAAUUGCAAAUGAUGUCAUUGUUGAUUAGAUAAUUUUUUCAUUAAUUAGGCUAUUUUCUCUUCAGCCAUAUGGUCUAUCCAAUAGAAAUAGGUGUGUGGGUGGGUGGAUGGCGGGUUGAAUAAAGAGAAAACGAUAACUUAAAAAAUCCAUAAAUGUAUAAUUCUUGUGCAAUUUAUAUCUAUAUGGUACAUUUAGGUUUUUCUUUCAUUAUUUUAGGCUAUCUGGCAUUAGUGCGUAAGCCUAAGCUUUAGGGCCCAACUGUACACGUGCCAAAUAGACCACACGCCAACGGGCAGAAAAAGUUAACAUUGAUUGAGGCCAGAAAAGUAAUGUUUGGGAAAUAUUUGGUGAAGUGGUAAAAGAGGUUGAUACCAGUGCCUAUGUUGUGUGUGAUGAUUGUGAGGCGGUACACAAAUUCGACAGUACAAGACGGGGACUUCAAAUAGGCUUAUGGCACGUACGUCUGACACUGACUGUAGGUCUAUAACCACUCACAUAGCCUUAAUACGAACUCCUGCAGAAUUAAGCAUUUCUUGCUGUAAAAUGAUACACCAAAUGCAGGCUAAAUUUGGACUUGGGAACAGGAGUGGAGAAAUAUGAUUUAUUUAUUUCAGCAUCUUGCUAUUUUUAUCAGCAUCAUAAAAGCUGAUAGUAUUUCAACCAUAUAAAAUAUGCAUCCAAGCCGAACUGAAAUCUUAUCAGAAACUUGUUGGGUGGAUUCACAGCUUUCUAUUUCCUUACAAUUGGUCAAACUGAUGUCAUUUGGAAAUUUUGCACAUUUUCUCCCAGGUCCCUAAAGAUCUUUGUUACUGAUGUCAACUAGUAUAUUGAAGCAUUCAUUCUAUCGAUUUAUGACAUUAUUCUGGUGAGCAAGGGUUUAUUUAGGCUUAUAGGGCAACAUAUGACAGAAGAGAAGCUGCAUGUAUCUAAUUAUAGACAAGUUGACUAACAAAUAGCAUACCAAAAUGUCGGAAAUUAUAAGCGGAAACACAUCUAAAUCAGGCAACAACAAAAAAUCUGCACCCCCUGUCAAAAAAUCGUUCCUCCGUCUCUGACUGUGGCCUACAGCCAUUUUCUAUAUUAGUGGGUUAGGGUCAGUUGCGGGCCUCAGAUUUUCAAUUUAUCACAUAUAGUCGGGCGAUUGCAGAUGGGUUAUUAGCAAUUGUGGACGGUGUGGGUGAACUAACAGCUGACCCGCACACCACUAGUGUGUGUGUGGGAGAGAAAGGGAGAGAGAGAGAGAGACCAUGUGAGAAGGCCUGAUGUACUUCUCUACAUCACUACUGUAUUUUUCCUUACACCACUACACUACUAUAAAAGUCAAUGGCAUUCCAUAGCUAGGCAUAAGAAAUAUGUACACAGAAUUAAAAUGUACAGUUACACAACUGAAUGGGGCAAGUGUGUUCUGUCAUUUGAAUUGCUAAAGUUACCACCCUAUUCAGUGCGCUGCUUUUGACCAGGGCCCAUAGGGUUCUGGUGAAAAGUAGUGCACUAUAGCAAAUAGGGGUUCAACAUUCACUUUUUCUUCAGAACAUCAUUGAGAUAAUUUGAAACUUCAUAAUCCUGCGAGUGCUGCACAGUUCAAUCAAGCCUCAUUAAUUUAACAUUAUUCAACUUGGCGUAAAACAGCUGGGCUUGAUUGAGAAUUUCUACGUUUCUUUCUGGUUCCAUGGGGACUAAUGGUUCUAGGAGGUCCUCUGUCUAGUUGAAAAGUUCCUCAAAGGUCUGUGUCCAUCUUUCCAGAGGGUGUGGUGUCUCAUACACCACUGUGUGUGGGCCCGAGGUUCGUCCAGAACCUUUUGACCAAAGGGUCUGAGUUCUAGGUAGGGGCCUUCAAAGCGUUUCUCCCAUUGAGCGAUGAUGCAGUAGCUUCCUGUUUAUAUAGGUUCAUCUUCUCUUCUUUUCUUUCAUCUGGUCUGGGAGGUCACAGUGAAUUACACAACCAGUGACGGAACGCUCUCAAUUGCAAUCAGUCUAAUCUCUCCGGCAACCUAUGGUACCACCCUACGUGUCACUCCGUCCGUCGCUUUCUCUCUCCAUUCUGUGCCACGUAGCCUACUUUGGCCAGAAUCUCCCUGUGCUGCCUGACUUUAUCGUUGUGAGAAAUAGUCCCUCUGUCCUGCUGCUCGUUAAGCUGAAUGUCUACUCUUGUGCCCCCAAAUGUUUUUGAACUCACCGUAGCUUGCAGGUGUGAAGUUGAGCAGAGCUGACUUCAUAAAAACCUCACUUUUUUUUUUCAAAUCAAAAUAUGAUUGGUUCAUUCCACUGUCUAAUACAAUUGAAUGGCAGAGUCCUUCUCUCCAGCUUCUGAAGGCCUAGCCAAUGGCUGGCUGAGCUAGCUAGAUUUUUCUCCCCAGAGACCACCAAAGAAAAAUCCUGAUUAGAUAUUUUUUUCUCUUCAGUAUUAACCCGUAGCUUUCCAACACAAACUGAAGCGAUGCAAUCUGAAGAGCAUACAUUUUUUUGAAAAUAUGAAAUAAAAAUUAAAAAGAAGGCCCUCAGGGUUCCCAACUGACUUUGGGUCGCACACAUUCCACCGAAUGUGGAUCUCCAGUUCAUCUACUGAUCUCUAGUUCAUCUACUGAGCUCCAGUUCAUCUACUGAUCUCCAGUUCAUCUACUGAUCUUUGAGAGCGCAGUUAACGUCUGCCGACUUUUUCGCAAGAUUCUAAAUAUAAAAUUGGUUUGCACUGGGUUCGCAAAGUACUCUGGCAGGCAAACGCUAUUGGUGUGACACGUAGCCUACAACUUUACCUCCAUUUCCAUCCUUUCUUCAUACGCUUAUUUUUUUCUCUCUCAUGGUCUCCUCUGACAUCAAACACAGACGACUAAGACAGUCACGAUGUUAACACAGACGACUAAGACAGUCACGAUGUUGCUGAGCAAUGGAUGGCCUUUUAGUAAAGGGUAAAGAAACUAAAACAUGGACAAAUGACUCAACCAUGUCUAUAUUUAGGCCUUGUUGAGCAACCUGGUCUCAGAGCAUUUUGUAUUAGUCUGUACGUAAAUCCGUGACACUCCAUUUAGUAUAAUAUGUUACGUUUCGUAUGGUAUGUAUUAAAUUGUGGAUGUUCAUCACCCAUUUCGUAUGAUGUGUUGCGAAUUACAAUUCAUAUUAUAUUUUUUACGAAUUUGUAAAACAUACAAUAUGUUACGAAUUAGCAAAAGCUAGCAGGCUAAAGUUAGCAACUUUUGGGUUGCUAGACUUUCGGGUUAAACGCCUUCUCAUCCACCCCGACCAACCACCCUACUUUUGUUUUUGCCUUAAGUAACCAUCUGUGUUAUGUAACCAUACCAAACAUAACAUAUCAUACUAAUUUGAAUAUUUACUAUGUUACGUCUAGUCUAUGAGACCAGGCUGAGUUGAGACCAUAUUGUAUUAUUGUUCCUGAUUUGCUCUUUCCUCUAGUGCACUUUACUGUUGAAGGCCCAGUGUAUUUGUAGUUCACUACUUCCCACCCACUGAACAAUCAUGGCUAGAAUCUACAAUAGCAUGUACCUUGAACAGGAAGCUUGACAGGUCAGAUUGAGGCGGGCUGUUUCCUGCCAGGCCACCUCAAACAAGGGGGACAAAAAUACACUCAUCAAUUUUCAGCCUGCAGCCCUGCACACAGCCACACACACUGACUACUCUUUACUGCAAAUGUCAGAUUGAUGCAUAUUCAAAUCAAUAAAAGAGUAAGACCUGACUUGACGGAUGUUGAGAACCUUGUUGACAUCCUGCCUGUGUUAAGUAAAGUGUCUCUUAAGGCUGUUUUUAACGGUCUGGUGUAUUUGUUUCCACUCUGCUGCAGCGCGGUCUAAGAGUGUGAUGCCUGGAGAGGGCAACCCUGGGUCAGGCUCGCCCGGGUCCACCACGAGGUCCAUGGAGAUGCCGCUGAAGGCAGGCUGGCUGAGGAAACAGAGGUCCAUCGUGAAGAACUGGCAGCUGCGUUACUUUGUGCUGAGAGGGAGCACGCUGACCUACCAUAAAGACGAAAAGGAGGGGACUGUCCAGGUGAGAGAUGAUGUGGUGAGGAGGGCAGAUAGGUCUGGGCACUAGCUAUCCUUUAACUGGCGUUUCCUGAUCUGGUCAUGUGGUUAGGAAAAACUCAGAGCCCUUUAAGCAUCCAAACAACACUACUGCUGUCAAUAUUCAGUUAGCAUGUUUCCAUCUUUAUUGAAGUCCUUUCCUGUGUUUCCUGUAGCCUAUAUGUGUUCUUUACUAAGAUGUCAGUGUCUGUCUGUCCCUCUGUCCGCAGGGAGUGAUCCAACUGAGGUUCAGUAAAGUCAAUGAGCUCCCACUGAACCAAGAUGACCCAGGGAAAUUCCUCUUUGAGAUCAUGCCGCGUAAGCAGAAGACUGUCUCUGUCUCUUUCUCUCUGUCUCUCUCUCUUUCCCCUUUUCCCUUUAUCUCUCUAUCUCUCUUUCACCCUCUCUCUCUCCCUCCGUCUCUCCAUUUCUCACUCUCUCUCUCGUCUCUCCUCUGAGAGAGGAAUUAAAGAGCCAUCUAUGUAUGAUGUAUCCCAGUAUGUUGGAGAGUCAUACCCUCUCUGUCUCUCUGUGUAUUCCAGGCAGCAGUGGUGAUCGGGAGCGGUGCCCCUACAUUCUCAUGGCCAACUCCCACAGUGAGAUGGAUGAGUGGGUCCGCACGCUGCGCAGGGUGGUUGGAGCGCCCUCUAGUGGAGGUACAGAUAGCCUAGUGAACAUAUUUAGAGACAGGAGUUUUCCCUGACCAAGGGACCUGACCAGGAAAAACAAUGUAUAACUAGGACCUAUAAUAUAUUUUUCCUGGUUGGAUCACGUGGUCAGGAAAAAUGCAGGGCUCUAGCGUGACAUCUGAACUUAUUUCCUUGACUUUUGGUUCGAGAACUCUUUUUGGAGUUGUCUUCGGGCCCAUGACAUAAACCAUACAAAUGUUUCUAGCCACAGGUCAGUAGGCCUACAUGGUCGCAAAGCAUGAGGAGCUAGCCACCGCUACCCACCAGACCAGUUGGUCUCGAGCCUCGACCCACAACUUGAGAAACCCUGUUUUUGAUUCUCCACAUUGUCCUCCAGUCUGGGCUGUGACUUACUCUAACUGCUCUCUUACCCCCUCAGCGAUAUUUGGCAAGAGCCUGGGUGAUACGGUGACCUAUGAGCAGCGGUUCGGCCCCCACAUGGUACCCAUCCUGGUGCAGAAGUGUGCUGAGUUCAUCAGAGAACACGGACUAAGUGAGGAGGGCAUCUUCAGACUGCCAGGACAAGACAACACCGUCAAACAGUUCAGGGACGCUUUCAACGCCGGAGAGAGACCUUCCUUCCCAAGGUGAGAUGCCUCAGAGCUAAGCUAACUUACGCAAGAGCGUUUGAAGGAACGCUCAAGGGUGCCAACAUACAAACAGAUAAUUAUUACACCCUUUUUAUACAAACUCAAAUCUGCCAAUUACCUAAAAGUUGCACAGAGAGAUGAGAGAGAUGCAGUCAGGAUGAUAGCGCAGAGAAGCCUAAUACACUUCUUCUGCUCUCUGUGCUCUGUGGCUUACACCACAUCCUGUCCAAGUAGAAAGAGAAGAGGAGUGCAACAUUAGUCAACAUCACAGGAAACAGUCUUAUUAGAACCUUCUGCCCACACUGAACUCUCUAUUGUGACAAAAUGAAUGAAAACGGGGAUAAACUGUUUUGUAGCUGGAUUCAACACAAAAUAGCAAUACACUCAGCACGACUGUAUGUUUGUGUGUGUGUGUGUGUGUGUGUGUGUGUGCAUGCAUGUGUGUGUGCGGUAGUGUGUGUGGCUGCGCUUGCCUAUGUACAGUAUGCACUGUUUAUGACUGUUUUGUGCCCUGCAGUGACACAGAUGUCCACACAGUGGCGUCGUUGUUCAAGUUGUACCUACGGGAUCUGCCUGAGCCGGUGGUUCCUUGGACACAGUACCAAGACUUCCUGGACUGCAGCCCCAUGCUGGACCCCAACAGUGCUGCAGUAGGAACUCAUAUUUACUUAAAUGAAGACUUUAAGCAAAUAUUGUCAUAAAUAAACCCUUUGCACUACAAUUUGUGUUUCUAUCAACUUGUAUUGGAACAAAUAUUUACUUCAAUUAAUUAUUUAGCUAAUAUUCUUAUAAAUAAACCUUUUCUCCAGGCUACAAUUUGUCAUUUAGCCUUAUUUCUAUCAACAGUUCUAAAAUGAGUAUCUACUGACUCAAUGUUUUGACUUCCUCUCAAUGAAGACCAUAGCCAAAUAUUAAUAUUAAAAAAAAAAUUCGGUACCGUUUGAAAUGUAUCUCUAUUUCUGUCAAUUGUGCCAAAAUUACUAUAUGGCUGCAUUUAGACAGGCUGCCCAAUUCUGAUAUUUUUUCCAAUAAUUGGUAUUUUGACCAAUCACACCAGAUCUUUUCACUUCAGAUCUUUUUCAAAGCUGAUCUGAUUGGUCAAAAGACCAAUUUGUGAAAAAUAUAUCUGAAUUGGGCUGUCUGUUUAAACGCAGCCUAUGUAGGCCAACUGAAUCAGUGUUUUGACUUACACAAUGUAUGUUCUAACUCUCUCUUUGCUCAGGGUCGUGAAAGACUGGAGAAGCAGAUCACCCUCCUUCCUAGACCCAACUAUAACCUCCUCAGCUACAUAUGCAGGUGAGCUUACAGUCACACAACCAAAGAUCAGGGGGAUAAGGGGGUAAUUGAUUGAAUUACAAUUCAUAGAACCUGUAGUUUGAAGCGCCUUGCGAAACAUUUGAAAAGCAAUUUGAUUACUACACUGUAAUAUUUAGUCUACAGCUUGCUCAUACAGCAUUUUGUGUUUGAUUCGAAAAUGUUUCUGGUGUGUGAGUGACUUUGCUGCAUAACCUCUCUUUGCAGGUUCUUAUUUGAGGUCCAGCAGAACUCCAAGGUGAACAAGAUGUGUGUUGAAAACCUGGCCACGGUCAUUGGGAUCAAUCUGCUCAAGCCUCAGAUCGAGGACCCCAUCACUAUGAUGAAGGGUGAGACCAGACCACUGCCUGUCAGGAUCCUCUUAGUGCACAAUGUAACAGGGUAGUACUGUCAUGAUCAGCAGUACGCUUUUAUCAUACUUAGAUUUUUCACAAACUGCUGCUGCUUGACACAAUGACCAACUGACCUUACUGACCUAGAAUAAAUACAAAUCAUGAUGUACUAUUUGAUUAAUUAUGAAAUUAAUAUACAUAAGCAAUGGCUCAUAGAUACAGUUUAAUGCACUGUAUAUCUACAAAUUACCUUGACUAACCUGUACCCCCGCACAUUGACUCGGUACCCCCUGUAUUUAGCCUCGUUAUAGUUUUUUUAUUGUGUAACUUUUUAUUUUAUUUUUUACUUUAUUUUAUUUAGUAAACUGCAUUGUUGGUUAAGGGCUUGUAAGUAAGCAUUUCACGGUAAGGUCUACACCUGUUGUAUUCGGCGCAUGUGACAAAUAACAUUUGAUUUGAUUUGAUUUGAUAUCAACAAAUUGUUUAUUUAUCCUCAUUAUAUGUUUCCCUUUCAGAACUGUUUGUGUGUUAACAGACUGUAUACUUGUCUGUGUCUCCUCCAGGUACUCCUCAGAUCCAGAAGUUGAUGACAGUGAUGAUCAGACAGCAUGAGGCUCUGUUUCCUCCGUCUGAAGACGUGGCUCCUUCACCCCCCAGCAAGAAGAGUGAGAGCAAGAAGCACAGCGCUCCACGCAGCUUCGUGGGCUGGGAGUCUGCUGAGGUAACAACAUAACAUCAUUAAACGCAGCACAUAGGGCCCUAAUCAAAAGUAGUGCACUAUAAAGGGAAUAGGGUACCAUUUAGGAUGUAUACUUAAAGAGGUUCUCCUAUUAUAUCCAAGAUGGCAUAGCAGUGCGGUCGUGUUUUCUGUAGUGUCCUUAUGUAAAUAGCCUGUUUUUUGUUUUUUUGUCUUUUUUGUAUAUAUUUCUCAAUCUCACUUUCCAUCCUUUAACUAAAUAUACUUUCCUGCAACCCGCCUCACCCAAUGUGGAACGGAUUCUGUUGUUUCUUCAUACAUUUUUAUCCAGAACCUCUGGCUGAAACUAGCCAGCUAACUAGCUACUUGCUAUUAGCCACCAUUAGCGGUCUUCACCAUUGUCCGUGGCUGUGGCCUGCACUACCUACCAGCCAGCUCUAGCCUGGACAAUUGUCGGCCAGUCUGCACAGUCUGCACAGCGCGCUAACGAGCCAGAGCAUAUCGGAUUUUCUGCCGGAACCACUGAAUCACUGGACCUUAACACCGGAUCAUCGCUAGCCAGCUAACUAGCUACUUGCUAUUAGCCACCGUUAGCGGUCUUCACCAUUGUCCGUGGCCAUGGCCUGCACUACCUACCAGCCAGCCAGCUCUAGCCUGGACUAUUAUUCGGCCAGUCUGCACUGUCUGCACAGCGCGUUAUCGACCCUGAACAUAUCGUUUUUCUGCCGGAAUCACUGAACCUUUAACACCGGAUUCAUCGCUACUAGCUAGCUGCAACCAAAUUGACAUUUGUGGUUGGCUAAUCAGCCCUGAGUUAGCCUUGAGCCAGGCCCAUCUCCCGGCUAUCUACCUCUCUGUCAACCGGACGGGACCUCCUAGUGUUGACACGGAGCCCCGCCGAUCCAACACGACUGGUCUGCCGACGAAAUCGUCUGAUGUGGUUACAACAGGCUUCCCAUUACGACGUCGACCACGAAGAUCUGCUAGCCCCGGCCCGCUAGCACACGCUAGCCGUGGCCUCUUGCUCGCUAGUGCUAUAGCAGCCCCCGAACUACCUCCGAACUAUCCUAUUGCUGUUCACCGGACCUUAUGAUAACUCAGCUAUACAGCUGAUGCCUGCUGGACUGUUCCUUUAUACAGUACCGCAUCCUGUUUAUGUUUAGCCUCAGCCCAAACUUUGUCGCCAUUACCAGCUGUUGUCUUAGCUCUCUCGAAUUACACCUGUGAUUGCUUUAUGCCUCUCUCCCAUAUCAAUAUGCCUUGCUUAUUGCUGUUUCGGUUAUUUCUUAUUGUACUAUUUCACUGUAGAUCCCCCAGCCCAGCUAAACCUGCCUUAGAUAGCUCCUUUGUCCCACCCCCCAUACACGUGGAGACCGACUCAAUCGGUGCCUCCAGUGAUGCUAUCUCUUUCAUCGUUACCCAACGCUUAGGUUUACCUCCACUGUACUCAUAUCCUUCCAUAUCCUUUUCUGUACAUAAUGCCCUGAAUCUAUUCUACAACGCCCGGAAACCUGCCCCUUUUUUUCUCUGUACCCAACGCACUAGAAGACCAGUACUUAAAGCCUUUAGCCAUAUCCUUAUUCUACUCCUCCUCUGUUCCUCUGGUGAUGUAGAGGUUAACCCAGGCCCUGUAGCCCCCAGUAUCACUCCUACUCCCCAGGCGUUAUCAUUUGUUGACUUCUGUAAUCGUAAAAGCCUUGGUUUCUUGCACGUUAACAUCCGAAGCCUCCUCCCUAAGUUUGAGUUAUUCACUGCGUUAGCACACUCCGCCAACCCUGAUGUUCUAGCAGUGUCUGAAUCCUGGCUUAGGAAGGCCACCAACAAUUCAGAAAUGUCCAUCCCCAACUACAACAUUUUCCGUCUUGAUAGAACUGCCAAAGGGGGUGGGGUUGCAAUCUACUGUAGAGAUAGCCUGCAGAGCUCUAUCGUACUAUCCAGGUCUGUGCCCAAACAGUUUGAGCUUCUACUUCUAAAAAUCCACCUUUCCAGAAAUAAGUAUCUCACUGUUGCCGCUUGCUACAGACCCCCCUCAGCCCCACCAUUGUGACCUGUACGCUCUUGUUGGCUGGCCGUCACUACAUAUUCGUCGCCAAACCCACUGGCUCCAGGUCAUCUAUAAAUCACUGCUAGGCAAAUCCCCGUCUUAUCUUAGCUCACUGGUUAUCAUAGCAACACCCACCCGUAGUCUGCGCUCCAGCAGGUAUAUCUCACUGGUCAUCCCCAAAGCCAACACCUCCUUUGGCCACCAUUCCUUCCAGUUCUCUGCUGCCAAUGACUGGAACGAACUGCAAAAAUCUCUGAAGCUGGAGACUCUUAUCUCCCUCACUAACUUUAAGCGUCAGUUGUCAGAGCAGCUUACCGAUCACUGCACCUGUACACAGCCUUUCUGAAAUUAGCCCACCCAACUACCUCAUCCCCAUAUUGUUAUUUAUUUUGCUAAUUUGCACCCCAGUAUCUCUAUUUGCACAUCAUCUUUUGCACAUCUAUCAUUCCAGUGUUAAUACGAAAUUGUAACUAUUUUGCACUAUGGCCUAUUUAUUGCCUUACCUCCAUAACUUACUACAUUCGCACAUACUGUAUAUAUCUUUUCUGUUGAAUUUUUGACUUUAUGUUUUGUUUACCCCAUAUAAUAAUAUAAAAUAAUAAUAUGCCAUUUAGCAGACGCUUUUAUCCAAAGCGACUUACAGUCAUGCGUGCAUACAUUUUUUGUGUAUGGGUGGUCCCGGGGAUCGAACCCACUACCUUGGCGUUACAAGCGCCGUGCUCUACCAGCUGAGCUACAGAGGACCAUAUGUAACGCUGUGUUGUUGUUUUUAUCGCACUGCUUUGCUUUAUCUUGGCCAGGUCGCAGUUGUAAAUGAGAACUUGUUCUCAACUGGCUUACCUGGUUAAAUAAAGGUUAAAUAAAAAAUAAAACAUUAUUUCAUACUGUGAACGUGGUAUUCUAUACAAAACGAAAUGAGUCAUAUAUUAUGAUACAUUAUACCAGUAAGCAUUGCAUAAAGCUAAACAAUAUAAAUAUAAUCUCUCAUUCUAGUUUUGUGGUCUAUACUACAUUCCACAUCCUCUAUGUCCCUGCAGUGUGAGGGCUUUCUGUCAGAGUCUCCAGAGGAGGAGGAGGAGGACACAGACACCCUGGGGGCUGAGCCAGUUACCAUCUCCAUCCCCCAGACUGGUCCCCAGCAGCCCCACUCCCCCUCCUCAUCCUCAGCCUUCGACCCCUUGUCUGGGAGCCCCCGCAAACGCACCCAGACCCUACCUACUUUGAACUGCCCUGUCCCGGGGAGCGGGAGAGCCGGCAAGCUGGAAGCCAUGAACCGCUGGAGCCGCAUCCAGGAGAGCAGCGAAGAGAAGGGGGAGAAGACUCUCUCAGAGGACAUCUUUAAGAUCCUGGACCUGCAGAAGACGUCUCUGUUCGGAGGCGCCCAGAAGGACUGGGAGGACAGAGGGACGGCCAGGAGAGGAUGUGACAUCACAGUCACCUAUGAUGACAUCACAGCCACCUCUUCGAAACCCAUUAAUGUCCCCCAGCAAAAGUCUCAGCCCUCGACUCCUGAGAAGAAGACAGAGGCCAGUACAGCUGUGGUUUCAUCUUCAGCCCUCCAACCAGACAGCAAGGCUGACCAGCAGGAAGACAGCCAGGGAAACUCAGAGCACCUCAUUACCAGGUCUGUAUAAUGGGGGUAAGAAUACUGUCUGCAUCCCAAAUGGCACCCUAUGCCCUACAUUAUGUUUUACUUAUGUAGGGAAUUGGAUGCUAUUUGAGACGCAGACACUAUCUUAUUGGAAAGGACAAAAUGUCAACACUAGUAAGAUUAUUACAUAAACACAUGCUUACACACACGCACACACACACUGACCUAUACAUACUUUACUCUGCAUUCAUAAAUAAUAUCUCCCCUCUCCCUCUCCCCUCUUCAUUCUCCGCUGUCAUGCAGCCUGCAGCAGAGGAACAAAGAGCUGAGUGCCACAGUAGCAGAGCUGCAGUCAGCCCUGGACGCAGAGAAGCGCUGUGUGUCCGCUCUGGAGAUCAGGCUGAGGAACGCGGAACGCAGCCGAGAUGAGGCCCAGAGACGUAACCAGGAGCUGGACCAAGAGAUACAGCAGUUCCUCAGCAGAGAACCAUGAGGGCCAACUUAGAACCACAAGGGCCAACUUAGAACCACGAGGGCCAACAUAGAACCACAGGAGCAAACUUAGAACCAUGAAGGGGCUAACCUAGAACCACGGGGGCCAACCUAGAUCCAGUAGCUCCCCACCAGGGAACCAUGAAGCCCACCUAGAACAUAGAACUGCCCAGAGCCUUAAGUUAUCAAAGAGAUCCCUCAAUAAAGUAUAUGGAUAUUUAACAUAGAGAUCUCUAAACUGUAACAUAACAUAGAGAUCCCUCAAUAUAGAGAUCUCCAACAUAGAGAAGAAAGCUCAUCACAGUGGACAUCACAGCCUCAUGCAGUUCACUGACUAUACGCCACCUGCUGUCCUACAAGACGUAGAGAGUCAGUGUCUUGGCCAGAGCUGUAACUCUGGCUGGGACAAGGAACAUGUUGCUACAGAUGCACGAUCUUAAUUUGACAAUUUUCUCACAGCAGGAAAAUAAUCCUGCAGCAACAGGAAAUGUGAAUUAUUGUGUGGAUUAUAAUUAAUGGACAUUUUUGUAGGGGGUGACACAUUUUUAGUUAGGGCAAAUCAAGUCUGACAUUUUCAAGUGGACAUUACAAACUUUAGAAGCCUUUUUAAACCUUGAAUACAUUUUACAUUUUAGUCAUUUAGCAGACGCUCUUAUCCAGAGCGAUUUACAGUUAGUGAGUGCAUAAUAUAUUUUUUUUUACACUAUACACUAUAAGUUUGCAACAACAACAAGGUAAUCAAAUUAAGAUCCUAUAUCUGUAGCUUGUAAGUUUGUUUGUUGAGAAAACCCAUGGGUAAACUCUUUAUCCAAACCAGCUGUUAUGUUGACUACACAUCACAUUUUAUAAACACAAAAUGAGGAAUACUGUGACUGUUUAUGAAUGGCCUUUGCUUGGUGUAGCUGAUUAUGUAGUAUGGAUGUGAUGUGCAGAUGCCUAUAAAAUGCUGAUAGUUGUUGACCAUGCAGGCUCCAUUACAUGUAUAUUCUUAGAGUACUUACAGCAUGUAAAUGCAAUAGCAGUUUGUGCGUAAUGUCCAGGUUAAGAGAAUGUCCAGGACACUUGGACUAUAAUGGUCUGUAUAAGUAUUUU